Symbiodinium natans is the source of this 1146-nucleotide messenger RNA. Lineage: Eukaryota; Dinophyceae; Suessiales; Symbiodiniaceae. The record is from the annotation of a GenBank genome assembly.
AUGGUCGCCAGCUACGCUCGCGUGGUUCCCAGGAGCCUGCUUCGGCGGAUAUCGCUGGGCCUUGCCACCUGUUCCGUGGCACUCUUCUCAGCAGAAGGGCCCGCCGUGGCAGAAAGGGCCUACACGCCGGCGCCUGUGGGCUAUCGAUCGAUUCAGCUUCAGGUGGGUGCGAAGCAGGUGCCGACGAGCGUCUGGUAUCCAGCACAAGUGGGCAAAGCAGCUGCGCGCAUCGCCGCGGACAAGAAGCCUUACCAGCACUUUAUCAGUGUGGGCAAGAUCGUGGAGGUCUUGCAAGGCGCGCUGCUGCCGCGGUCAGUGGGCUGGGAGUUCGACCUACAGGCUGGCCUGCCCAUCUUCGCGGAUGCGCCGGCCUUGGUGCCAGACACUUCCGCCGCCUCCGAUGUUCCCACGAGGCUGCAGCAGCUCCGGACUUCCGCUGGGCUUCGCCCGCAGAACUGCGCCAUCAUCUUUGCCCACGGAUAUCUGGGCAGCCGCUUCGAUAUGCUGCACCUCUGCGAGCGCCUGGCGAGCCAGGGAUUCAUCGUGGCCUCCCCGGACUUCUCAGAGGGCCUCUCGGGCGCUGUGUCUGAACUGCCAAGACGUGACAUUGUCUCAGAGCUGUUAGCAAAGCUUCGAAGAGGUUGGGGCGCCCAGCAAUUUGGAAUUGUUGGCCACUCUGCAGGCGGAGGCACUGCGACCGUUUCCCCAGGCCCAUUUGUCUGUGGCCGCGUUGCCGUUGCUGGUCUGGCUCCCGGAUAUGCUGGCCCGGAUCCUUUACUCGUCAUCGCGUCCGAGGGUGACGGUGUCGUGCGGCUCGAACGAGUUCUCCAGGCUAUACCCAGCGGGACCCCCUGUGUGGAAGAUCCAAAGAACUGUGACCUUUCACAAUCCUCAGGCGCAGUCCUUCUGCGCCGAGCCUUCAAGCCAGGGGAACAAGCCCCCUGCCAUAUUUCUUUCUUAUCCGCGGAGACCAACAACGCCAUGAUUUCUUUACUUUCGCCCUUGCUGCCCGUUGCACGGGCCCUGAAGGUCCCGGUGCUUGACUUUGACACCUAUCUUCGCCUUCAGGACUCAGAAGAAGUAGCAUCGGAGAUGCUGCCUUUGAUCGAGGACUUCUUCUCCACGAAUGCUGCCAAGCAAGAUUGA